This is a messenger RNA of Acanthamoeba castellanii str. Neff, 1743 nucleotides long. RefSeq names its product F-box domain containing protein. Gene Ontology annotation, cellular component: SCF ubiquitin ligase complex. Gene Ontology annotation, molecular function: protein binding. The record is from RefSeq and is a predicted model, not a curated record. Gene Ontology annotation, biological process: SCF-dependent proteasomal ubiquitin-dependent protein catabolic process. The transcript has 4 exons. Bases 1 to 1743 code for a protein of 580 amino acids. Lineage: Eukaryota; Discosea; Longamoebia; Acanthamoebidae.
AUGAAUAGCAUGCGAGAUUGUGAGGAGGGAGGCAGCUGUGGAGAUGAAGGGACGAUCUGGGCGAGUCUGCCGCCCGAGCUGUGGUGCGAGAUCUUGCAGUGGGUGGGCACGAAGGACGGGCUGACGGUGGCCUCGCUCGUGUGCCGCCGGUGGCGCCUCCUCUUCAUGUCCCGCGGCCUCCUGCGCUUCCACUUCAUCUGUCCCGCCCUCCUGCUCCACCAGCGCUCGUCGUCAUCUUCGAGCACCGGCGCUGGUCACGACGCCGCUUCGAAGCAGCUCGAGCAGAGCUUUCGAGCGCUCCUCCUCAAGUUCAGACGCGAGUGCUCAGCCCUCGCAUCCAUCUCCUUCUCCCCCAACCACUCUUCAUCAUUUUCAUCUCCAUCUUCUUCUUCGAGCUCGCCAGCGCCGGCGUCGUCGAUGGGCAACCCGUGGGUCACGGACGACCUCCUGCGGACCUGCUUCGGCGGGGACGACGGCGGCUUCCGAUCGCUCACAGAGCUCGACCUCACCAACUGCCGCCUCGUGUCGGCCGCCUCGCUCGGCUGCCUCCCGCCCUCGCUCCUGCGCCUCAACCUGCGCGGCUGCCGCAACAUCGUCGCCCACGCCCACGCGCCCUCGGCCUCGGCUUCGCCUCUCUUCACAGCGUCGCCGGAGGCGUUGGGGCUGCCGCCGCUGGUCGCCGAGUACCCGGCCCGCGACGCCGACGCGCCGUCGAUGGUCAUCCUCGACUUCUCUUCGGUCCCGUCAUCGCUGCACGCGGCGGCGCCCACGACGGCCGAGGCCGAGUCUGUCGAUGACGGCGGCAGCGAUGGGCGACGGCGGCAGCGGCCCGGGCUCCCGCCGGGGCUGCAGGUGCUGUCGUUUGCGUACUGCUGGCGACUGAGCGACGCGAUGCUGGCGCCCGACCACCUCCCGACGGCCUCGCUUCGCCAUCUCUCUCUCCGCGAUUGCAAGAGCCUCACAGAAACGGGAAUGUACCACUUGUCGGCGCUCACUGGGCUCGAGGUGCUGGACCUGUCCAACUGCACGCGCGCCGUCACCGACGCCGUGCUGGCCUCGGUUCUGCCCGCCCUGUCCCGCCUGCGCGAGCUCAACCUGUCGCAGUGCAAGGAGGUCAGCGCCGAGGGCCUGCGCCACCUGCCCCAGCGAUCGCUGAUCGCGCUCGACCUGGUCUUCUGCAAGAAGCUGCGGCCCGACGCGCUCGACUUCAUGCCGCCCGGGCUGCGCCACCUGAACCUGGCCUACUGCUUCUUCCUCAAGAACAAGGGCGGGGCGGCCCUGGCCUUCCCGCCGGCGCUGCGGCGGCUCAACCUGACCGGCUGCGAGCUUCUCACCGACGGCGCCCUGCGCGACGUGGCCGCCGCCGUGCCACGCCUGCGCCAUCUGAACCUGGCCGAGUGCUAUCGUAUCAGCGACGUCGGACUGAGCUAUCUGAGCGGCUGCGGCCGGCUGGAGAGCCUGGACAUCAGCUACUGCUCGGCCAUCUCCGACGUCGGCGUGCUGUCGCUGCUCCCCGCGUCGCUGCACACGCUCACGCUGCGCAGCCUCUUCGAGAACAACCUCUUCAAGGACGGCAGCGUACAGAGUACCACCGCAGAGGGCGUGGGGCUCAAGGGCGUGCAGAAGAUCACGCACUCCAUCACUGCCGAGGCGAUUGAAGCGCUCGGCCAGCGGAUCAACGUGGUGGUGACCAGCCGAGCAUCAGCACAGAAGGCGGACUACCAGUUGACGCAGGACGUCUGA